AUGCAGUUCGUGAUUGCUUACAAAUGUUUGCUAGCAGGCAAGAGCAUCGCGAGAGGUGACGGUCGUGGAAGUGAUGCGACUGACAACGGCCAACUCUGGGCCAUUGUUCGAAUGCAACAACUCGGAAUUCGAGGGAUGGCAGAAGAACUAGAUGUUGUCCAUCUGAAAACGACCGUGCGACAUUUUAAAGGUGUGGAAAAGAAGGAAGGCCUCGACAAGUGGCAUUCAGAAGGACGGAAAAAUGACAAAAGUUUUUUGACCACGGUAUUAUGUAUGACGAAUAGUGGAUGCUGUACGAUGACCGACAUCUUUCGCGUAAUGGCCGGAUCAGGGUAA
This is a messenger RNA of Angiostrongylus costaricensis, 336 nucleotides long. The record is from the annotation of a GenBank genome assembly. NCBI's taxonomy places the organism in Eukaryota, Metazoa, Nematoda, Chromadorea, Rhabditida, Metastrongylidae.